This is a messenger RNA of Eremomyces bilateralis CBS 781.70, 3514 nucleotides long. RefSeq lists its product as uncharacterized. The record is from RefSeq and is a predicted model, not a curated record. Gene Ontology annotation, biological process: nuclear-transcribed mRNA catabolic process, nonsense-mediated decay. The coding region runs from base 412 to 3126 and encodes 904 amino acids. Lineage: Eukaryota; Fungi; Ascomycota; Dothideomycetes; Eremomycetales; Eremomycetaceae. Gene Ontology annotation, molecular function: telomeric repeat DNA binding; telomerase RNA binding; protein binding. The transcript has 5 exons. Gene Ontology annotation, cellular component: telomerase holoenzyme complex.
GCUCAUCAACAAUCAGUCAGUUAGCAGCACACACGAACCUGUGGCUCCCUUGCAGCCUCCAUAAUCAACAUAUCCCAACAACGGCUUCUGCCACCAGAACUCCACGGGGCUGCGUACGGUUCAUCAGAUACCGUACCGUAGUCACCACCGCAACCCGCCAUCCAACACUCCCUCCAUGGACCGACGCCGCUCGACUCGAUUAGGAUCGUCUCGUUUUCGCGGAACAAAGUUCAACUGAUCCAGGGUUCCCUGGGCUGGGAUAUCUAGCUCUGGGAGUACUGAAUACACAAGGGAGGAAGACAGGAGGCCGCGCAACGCGACGGAGGGACGAUACGCUGCAGGAAAGAAAACUUGUGAAGAAGACUGGGAGGAAGUUACAGAGUGUGUCUAUGCAUUAACUGGCAUAGAAGCAUGGAACCAAAUGUUAAGAAAAUCGGGGAUGGUGUGAGGAACUUGAAACAUCUCGAAGAUGUUAUAGUUGUGACCCUCUCAAAUGAGACUGCGACUAUUCCGGAUCUUCUCUCACGGCUGUCAGCCUGCCAUUCUGCUUGGUCCGAUGCUCUUAGUCACAAUGUGGACCUUGCCCUUGAUGAGGUGUCUCAUGCACGACUCUGGGAAGUGCACUCAAAGGUUAAUAAGGGCUUCCGUGGGUGGUUGAAGUCCGUGAGUAGUCGUUCGGCGAAGAACAAAGUCGUAGAACAACGGAAACUAUUCACGAGCUAUGUUGAGUUCAUCAAGGAAUGUCAGCGCUUCUACCGGAACUAUAUCCUUUUACUGGAUGACGCAUGUGGUGGUAUUUCCGAGUUGAAGGAUGUGGUGGCUACUUGGAAGCGGCACCACCACCCUGCGGGACCCGCAUUGAACAUUCCGCUCGAACUACAGCCGCAUGCCUUGCGCACUGCACACCUUUCGCUCAUCCACCUCGGCGACCUCUCCCGCUAUCGUGCUAGCUCCACGCCUGCAAAAGAGCGCAAGUGGGAACCGGCCGUUGGCUACUACACCCGCGCUUCCUCUCUGAUGCCAUCCGAAGCCCAUGCCCAUAAUGGUCUCGCCGCUAUCGCUUACGAGGAGCAAGAUCACUUCCGCGCAGUCUACCACCUGUUCCGUACAUUGACGGUGGAGCAUUCGGUGGGGACAGGAAAUCUUGAGAAAGAGUUGAGAAGGAUCGAGCUGGCUCAUGGCCGCGGGGAAUUAAUGGCCGGUGGAAAGGGUGAUGGCAAAGAAGGAAAGGAAAUCAAGGCUCUGCUCGCUUGGUUCUUGAGGUUGCAGGCGGGCUAUUACUCGGCCGAGGAGUUUCCGCAGAGAGAGGCGCUGGAGAGGGAGGUACUCAGCCAGCUUAAGAUUCAGGUGAAGAAAAGGCCGGUGGAGAGCACGCUGUUCAAAGUCGUGGUGAUCAAUCUGGCGGCGGAACACGUUGCGACCGAGAGGUUGCGAGCCCUGGGUGCGUCAGCGACCGAUAAUCACCGCCAGUCUGUCUUGCACCUCAUCCGGUUCAACAUUUGCACUUUCACACUUCUGCUCGAGCUGCUUCGCGAUGAAUUGGAUCGGGUCAAGGGCGAGGAUGUCAAAUCAGGAGCUCCCUCCGGCACUUCAAGGCGCUCACUCGCCGAUAGGCUCAGCAGUCUUUCCCGUCGCGUGCUUGCACUCCUCCACCUUUAUUCCGCCUGGUUCUCCAUGAAAUGGUCGAUUCUGCCCCAGCUUCCCGAUCCAUUUCUGGUUGCGAAGUCCCGCGAAUUGUGGGCUGUAUACGCAGCGACGCUGACCGCGAUUGCGAAGCAGUUUCCUGCACCGGAAUUGCCAGCAGCCGAAUAUCUGCUGCAGGAGGAGGCGGAUUUGGUUGGUUUUGUCCCGUUCGCUGAAAGCUCGAGCAGAAUUUGGGAGAAAGAUGGAGUCAAAAAGCCAAGGAAAAGUGACUCAGAUAAAGGGCUCGGAGCGGAUGGCGAGAUGCUUGCUCGACUGCGAGAGAUCUUGGUGAGCGGACUGGAGUUGAUGGUAUCGGAGGGUUCUCCGUUGGAGUUAGAUAAUGAUGGCCAAUUCCUCUAUAAAUCUGCCGACGGACUGGAUAACAUGCUCCCUGCGCCGAUCCAUGAACCAGAGCCACCGAAAACAUCGAAGGCUGACGUUACCAACCCCUCGAGACGAGACACCUCGAAACGAGUAGCACCCUCCGAGUCUGGCUCAGUUGUCACAGUCACCAAGGAUGCUUACAUGACGCGAAUGGUCCACAACCUUGUUGAUGAUGAAGACCCAGUCAACCCCCCGCCUACCAAUGUGCCCCCUCUGACGAAGCCAUUACCGUCAGCUCACCAAUCCUUCGAGAACUCCCCUUUCCAAAGCACAGCACAGUUCGGAGCGCUCCCUGCGAAUGCGCCAUUCCGGGUCUCCGAUCUGGUUGACAGCAUUACUUCUCGCAACAGAGCUCCAUCUGGCACUCAAGCCUACUCAUUAUCUUUCUCACCAGGUCUCGGCACGACACCACACAAUGGCUCUCCUGUCGUCCCGUCCGCUCGACAGCUCGGCGCCUCACCAUUCCAACGCCCCUCCUCCUCCUUCUCCUUCUCCAACGAACGAGCCGCCGAAAUCUGGGGCACUCCCGCUGGCAUCGGCAGUCCGAUUCACAGCCGUGUCCCCGCCCCGACCGCCACCGGCCGCAGCUCCCUCAGCCUCCACGACUCCUUCGACCAACUCGACCUCUCCCCCUCCCUCCGCGAUCUCCCCAUUUCCAACUACCGAUCCCCGCCCCGAGGGCGCGCGCAGCCGCACUACGCCCCGGCGCACUCCCGCAACGACUCGCGCGACUCGACCGGCUCGGCGUUGCUGCUCCAGGAAAACACUUGGAAUUAUGCGGUAACGCCGGCGCCGAUGCUUGGGACGACGGGGAGUCCGAGGGGGUGGGGAGGGAACGGAGGGUGGGGUGGGCAGAUGGGCGGGAAUGAGAACGGACACGUUGGGGAGAACGGACACCCUAGUGGGAGCGGGUGGGGUGGACAGCCCCGGCUGAGCCCGAAUACAGGAGCUUAUGGACAGGGACUUGGCGUCAAUGGAAGUGGUGCGUUGGAUGGGCAGAUGAGUCGGAGUUGGAGUGGACAUGGGGCGGUGGGCAGCGGAAUGGGACAUGGAGGGUGAGGGAGAUCUCGGAUAUGGGGGAUUUCGAUCAACCACCAAAUGCCAAAGCGGCAACGCUGCUGCAAUCCGCGGCAGUUGCGUGGACCUCCUCACUGCGAGUGAUGAGCUUUCCGUAGGGUCGGCAAUUUGCGCUUCCAGCACCCUGUACCCGACGGCACGCCCGUUUGCCGGUUCCAGGUUGCAUUUCUGAGAUGGAAAGGUGGGAAGGAGGAGGUCCAGGUUCCAGACGAACCGGUUUGUUGUUGGGCGCUAAAUUGUCGACUGCCCGUCACUUAGUUCGAGGGUGCACUUGCUAUAUUUGCAAGGUGGACUUCAAAUUGCAUUCCAAGUGUCCUCUACUUUUCUCGUCAAGGUAGUCAAAUACAUUAUCGUGCAACCCGUCCCUCAU